UUGUUUAUAGUCUGUCGAAAAAUAAUCAAAAACCGAUUUGUCACUCGUCUUGAGAAGCCACAGGUGCGAAAUGCACACGAAACUCACCUCGUACAAGUAUAGGGAUACGAUGAUGUUGUGACAUGAUGUAUAUAUUAUUUUUUUUUUGUCUACUCGUAUCAAACGAAUUCCCGAAGAUAUCCCAUCUCAACUUCCGGGAAUUCGAGAAAUCUGCACGCGACGUGUAUCGCAGGAUAUGGUAUACAUAUGUAAUAAAAAGCAUCGUGUUCCGAUGCGAUUUGGUUUGAAUUAAAAAGAAAAAUAAGUUCGGCACGCAGCUGUACAUCGAAAAUCGUAUAGGUAUAAGAGUCACGUGGUGCCAUGCAGGGGAUGAUUCUGAAAUAGGUAAAAACCUAUGUGUGUACGAUAACAAUAAUAUAAGAAUAUGACGCAUUGUUGACUGAGUUUCCAAGGAAACGAGCCACCUUCGGUGUCGAUAUGCACACGUAUCAGAUUUUUACCUUUCGGUUUACGUGACGCAUCCCCAGAAGAAACGCGUAGACGGUAAACGGAUUUUAUAAAGUCGCCUAAUCACUAACGUAAAAAUAUGGCUGAGGAUAGAUUACCGGAUGUUAUCGCUGGCGAACUCGCGUCUGCAGAUAUGGCGAGUGCUCAGGCAACAGAAAUCCUCAAUCCAACGUUGCAAUCGAACGAUUUCCUCCUGAGUUUUGUACGGGUCGGUCUUGAGGAGAGCGUCGAUCGUGGAGGCGCAAAUGGAAAUCGCAGAGGAAAAUACGGUGGUGGUAGGCAAACGACCAAGCGAGAUGGAAGGACAGCUACUCUGGGUGAUUCUUCAACGAUCGGAACUUCGGCCACGAUAGACACCCUGUCGGAAUUGAAAAAUGAUCAGAACGAAGGACACGGAAAGAGCGGUGAUAAAAGGAAAAAACGAAAAAGCGGUGCCCGUGGGAUGAAAACUAACUUGCUGGAUACUGAGAUGAGCGCGCAAAAAUCUAAGAAGAAAAAAAGACGAAAAAAUUGCGGACUUAGGAGGCAGGAGGAGGUUUACACGGAUAAGGAUCGUGCCGCUGCUGUUAACAUGGGAAGCAGAGAUAUAAAACAAUCCCUCAAAAUGAAAAGGCAACAAGAUAGGUGCCGGGCACUACAAAUCCCGGAGGAAGCCGAACCUGGAGCAAUGUUAGCUCUUGCGGCGCGCGAAAUGCGAUCCGGAGACGUUGAAAUCGCCGUUAAUUUUGUUAAUAAGGCGCUCGAACUCAGUCCGGAAGAUAGAAACGCGCUCAUAGCGAGAAGCAAGUGUUACCUUCUUCUUGGGGAGCCCCAAAAGGCUCUACAGGAUGCCGAGGCUGCUCUCCAGGAAAAUUCAAAGGAACCAAGCAACGCCAGGGCGAUGUAUUACAAGGCAGAGGCGCUCUAUCAUCUUGGAGAUUUUGAACUCAGCCUCGUUUAUUAUUACAGAGGUAUGAGGAUUCGCUCCGAAUUUGACGGGUUCAGACUCGGCGUUCAAAAAGCACAAGAAGCCAUCCAGAAUAUAAUCGGGGAUAAAUCUCCUCCCAUACCUGUAUCUCUUUUGGCUGGAAAAAAUGUCUCUACGGAGGAACAUGAGCCCUCAAAUGAUGAGACGGACUCUUUAAAUAUCAAACGGAGUGACACUGAACCCAAGGACCCACCAAAGGAAAAGAAGAAUGUGACCAGAAGGCGCCGAUCCGAGACUCCGGAGAAGCAGAAAAGCAGCACUGCUCAUCAACGACUUCUGGGACAGUUGGAAGUCGACAAAAAGUACCUUCAGAACUUGCUAAAACAUCCAGACAUAAAAGCACCGCACCAAGCCUCGGCAGAUCACAUCGCUACAUACGCGGAAGAAGGAAUCGCGUUUUUGAAAAGCCGACAGGAAUUCUGGCGGCAACAACGCGCUACUUCGUCACUUUAAACGGUUCAUCGGAGGCACUGAUCGGAACCUAAAAGUUCAAACCAAAGUUCAAAAGUUGACCUACAGUCGACCUCUAACGUUUAUUCGAUGAACUAUUUUUGCCAUCAGGAGCGCACAAAUUUUUUUUUAAAUAAUUUCAAAUAGGUACGCGGGAUAGGACCUGGAACAAAAACGUGAAUUUAAUAGGGUAGAUCAUUUCGUGCUUUGUGAACGAUAAAAUAAUUUAUUACGAUUCAAAUACCGCAUACUGCGCGGUUUUUGUAUACAUUAUUUAAUUCCUUCGCGUUGCAUCAUAGUUGCGGUUGGUAUAACGAUAACCGAAAUUUAUUGCUGCUCGCCCGACGUGAUAAGGUCAUGAAGAUUUUUCCAUAUCUCCCUUGUCUUACAGGUAUUUACACGAUAUAAUAAGUGAAAUAUUAUAGUAUAAACAGUAUAAUAACUCGACUAUACCAUACGAACUAGCCACCUGAUGUUACAAUAAUCUGUAAUAAUAAUUAUAUCCUUUACCGAAGUGCAAAGAAGCAUUUAAUGAUGAAUUCGUGUCAUCGACUUUUUAUUUAGUUUCACCUCGAUUAUUCUUGAUAAUUAAUUUUAUUUACGACUAAGCAAUAUCAACGACGUAUGCCUCUAAUAUUCACAACCUUACGAAUUAAAUAGUAACAACGAUACGACGAACUAUGUGUAGUGCGGAUAAUAACGUCAGUGUAUAAGAUAAAAGUAAUUAAGUAGGUGGGUGUGUGGGUAGCUAAUUUAAGUCCUGGUCUACCCUACAAACUACCGUUAACGAUGAAAAGUUAGUUAAUUGUAUCUAUCACAAUUGAUUUUCAGAGUUUAUCAUAUAGAAAUAUAAUUUUAGGGAUAAUUAUGAUGAAUUUUAGCAGUGAUUUCGAUCACCCGUAAAAUAUGAAAGUUUUACUUUUCUGUUGUUGGAAUUAAAAUUAAAUAUUUUUAUUAUCGGCUC
Messenger RNA from Athalia rosae (coleseed sawfly), 2888 nucleotides. RefSeq lists its product as uncharacterized. Gene Ontology annotation, molecular function: protein binding. NCBI's taxonomy places the organism in Eukaryota, Metazoa, Arthropoda, Insecta, Hymenoptera, Athaliidae. The record is from RefSeq and is a predicted model, not a curated record. The transcript has 4 exons. Bases 587 to 1927 code for a protein of 446 amino acids.